Messenger RNA from Peromyscus leucopus (white-footed mouse), 1444 nucleotides. It is a transcript of the gene Med18, whose product is annotated as mediator complex subunit 18. NCBI's taxonomy places the organism in Eukaryota, Metazoa, Chordata, Mammalia, Rodentia, Cricetidae. The coding region runs from base 241 to 867 and encodes 208 amino acids. The transcript has 3 exons. Gene Ontology annotation, cellular component: core mediator complex; mediator complex. Gene Ontology annotation, molecular function: transcription coregulator activity. Gene Ontology annotation, biological process: termination of RNA polymerase II transcription; regulation of transcription by RNA polymerase II. The record is from RefSeq and is a predicted model, not a curated record.
CCUGUCCGUCAGCUUCCUGCCGGAAGUGCGGAAGGCAGUCCAUUCGGUGGUUUGGCUGCAUCUUCGAUGGCGGGAUUUGGGCAUUUGUGGAGUGCGGAUUGCUAGCGUGCACACGUGGAUGUAAAUCUAACUUUGUGGGAGCUGCAGCGUGCACGGAGGCGUGUUGCUAGUGUGUGUCCCGGGCUUCUGAUUGGAAGAUCUGUUUCCAGCUCUGUCGUCUGGGACCGAAUUAGAGGCAUCAUGGAGGCCCCACCAGUCACCAUGAUGCCAGUCACUGGGGGCACCAUUAACAUGAUGGAGUACCUCCUGCAGGGAAGUGUUUUAGACCACAGUUUGGAAAGUCUUAUCCAUCGCCUUCGUGGUUUGUGUGACAACAUGGAGCCCGAGACUUUCCUCGAUCACGAGAUGGUAUUUCUUCUUAAGGGCCAGCAGGCCAGCCCGUUUGUUCUAAGGGCCCGGCGCUCCAUGGACAGGGCAGGGGCACCCUGGCACCUGCGUUACCUGGGACAGCCAGAAAUGGGAGACAAGAACCGCCACGCUUUGGUGCGCAACUGUGUGGACAUUGCCACAUCCGAGAACCUCACAGACUUCUUGAUGGAAAUGGGCUUCCGCAUGGACCAUGAGUUUGUCGCCAAAGGACACUUGUUCCGUAAGGGCAUCAUGAAGAUUGUGGUGUAUAAGAUUUUCCGACUCCUGGUCCCCGGGAAUACAGACAGCACAGAGGCCCUGUCGCUCUCCUAUCUUGUGGAGUUAAGUGUGGUCGCACCAGCUGGGCAGGACAUGGUCUCUGACGACAUGAGGAACUUUGCGGAGCAGCUCAAGCCUCUGGUUCACCUGGAAAAAAUAGACCCCAAAAGGCUUAUGUGAUGAAGAAGGUCUGUCCUCACCUGGAGGUGAAAGAUCUCCUGAGUGCCUCAGUUCACUGUUGCCAGGCAGCCUGACCCCCUUCAGGAAGAUGGGUGGUGAGGAUUUGGUUCCCUUGAACUGUCCUUCAUAUGGGAAUUUCUUUUUUUUCUCUUAUUGGUGACAGGGUCUUACCAUGUAGCCCUGGCUCACCUGGAGCUCACUACAUAACUAGCUAGCCUGGAACUUAGUUUCCCUACGUGUCUGCCUAAGUGCCUGUGUUAAAGGAUCUCCUUACCAAGUUUCAUUUCCUUGAUAGUCUUUUCCAAAUAAAGACCCAGGAUAGCAUGGAGAUUUGUUCAAGUCCUGUCUCCAGUGAAAGAGAGGGAACUGGAACAUGCUGGCUUUUCAGAGGAAGAUGUCAAAAGCAACUCUGAUAAUUGUUUUGUCUUGUCUUUUUUUUUUUUUUUAAAAUUCUUAUAUUUAUUUUUUGUCUUCAUAUGUUUUUAUUUGUUCUGUUUUACCAUUUAUAUAUAAGGUUUGGAACAGUGUUGUGAUCUGGCAUUGUAUGGUAAUAAAGACAGAAAAGAAACAAUUGCAA